Cynocephalus volans (Philippine flying lemur) is the source of this 2024-nucleotide messenger RNA. RefSeq names its product NIMA related kinase 3 (gene NEK3). Lineage: Eukaryota; Metazoa; Chordata; Mammalia; Dermoptera; Cynocephalidae. The record is from RefSeq and is a predicted model, not a curated record. Bases 37 to 1662 code for a protein of 541 amino acids. Gene Ontology annotation, biological process: protein phosphorylation. Gene Ontology annotation, molecular function: protein kinase activity; ATP binding. The transcript has 16 exons.
CUUGGUCUCGGGUGAACCGGGUGACUGGUCUCCCGCAUGGGGCCGUUACCGCGCGGGCACCUGCUCGACUUAGCCCGUGUCUCACCGUUUGGGAGAGCCCAUGGUGACUGCAUGAGUGGAGACCAGCUGUGUGGGUGCCCGAGCAUGGAUGACUACAUAGUCCUGAGAGUGAUUGGGGAGGGCUCCUUCGGCAGAGCCCUUUUGGUUCAGCAGGAAAGCAGUAAUCGGAUGUUUGCCAUGAAAGAAAUAAGGCUUCCCAAGUCUUUCUCUGCUACACAGAAUUCUAGGAAAGAGGCUAUUCUGUUAGCCAAAAUGAAACACCCCAAUAUUGUUGCCUUUAAAGAAUCAUUUGAAGCUGACGGACAUCUAUAUAUUGUGAUGGAAUACUGUGAUGAAGGGGAUCUAAUGCAAAAGAUUAAACAGCAAAAAGGAAAGUUGUUUCCUGAGGAUAUGAUACUUACUUGGUUUACACAAAUGUGCCUUGGAGUUAAUCACAUUCACAAGAAACGUGUGCUACACAGAGAUAUCAAGUCAAAGAAUAUCUUCCUCACCCAAAAUGGAAAAGUAAAAUUGGGAGAUUUUGGAUCUGCCCGUCUUCUCUCCAAUCCCAUGGCAUUUGCUUGUACAUAUGUGGGAACACCUUAUUAUGUGCCUCCAGAAAUUUGGGAAAACCUGCCUUAUAAUAAUAAAAGUGACAUCUGGUCCUUGGGAUGCAUUCUGUAUGAACUCUGUGCCCUUAAGCAUCCAUUUCAGGCAAAUAGUUGGAAGAAUCUUAUCCUCAAAAUUUGUCAGGGGUCCAUCAGCCCACUGCCAUCUCAUUAUUCCUAUGAACUUCAGUGUCUAAUCAAGCAGAUGUUCAAAAGGAAUCCCUCACAUCGCCCUUCAGCUACGACGCUCCUCUCUAGAGGCUGCUUAGCUCGGCUUGUGCAGAAGUGCCUACCCCCUGAGAUCAUCACAGAAUAUGGUGAACAAAUAUUAGAAGAAAUCAAAAAAUCUAAGCAUAAUACACCAAGAAAAAAGGACCCCAGCAGAAUCAGGGUAGCUUUGAGCAAUGAAGCAAGCAUGGUGCAAGAGGAAGAACAAGGUCAAAAGAGUAGCCACACUGAUUUAGAAAGUAUUAAUAAAAAUUUGGUUGAAAGUGCAUUGAGAACAGUAAACAGAGAAGAAAAAGGUAAUAAAUCAGUCCAUCCAAAGAAAGCCAGUUCACCAAGUCCUCACAGGCAACAGUGGGAGAAAAAUGUGCCCAGUACAGCUCUUUCAGUUUUGGAAAAUGCAUCCAUACUCACUUCCAGUUUAACAGCAGAGGAUGAUAGAGGUGGUUCUGUAAUAAAGUACAGAGAAAGUAAUACCCGUAAGCAGUGGCUCAAAGAGACCCCUGACACCCUGUUGGACAUCCUUAACAACGCUGACCUCAGCCUGGCGUUUCAAACAUACACAAUAUGUAGACCAGGUUCAGAAAGGUUCUUGAAAGGUCCCCUGUCUGAAGAAACAGAAGCAUCAGACAAUGUCGAUGGAGGUCAAGAUUCUGUCCUUUUGGAUCCAGAGAGACUUGAACCUGGGCUGGAAGAGGAGGACACGGACUUUGAGGAAGAAGAUGACAACCCCGAUUGGGUGUCAGAACUGAGGAAGCGAGCUGGGUGGCAAGGCACGCGUGAUGGAUGAGGCCCGAGGAAACGUUCCUGAGUCCCAUUGAGGAGAUGUUUCAAAUGAGGAAUUCCUGUCAGAACAGUAAUUAGUGUGCAGAUAUGUAUUUUCCUUUGGAAACAGAAUGAAGAGGAGGAAACAAUAUUUAAAGUUGCUCCUGAUUAGUAUCACAGAGUUUAAAAAAUCUAGAACUCCUGUGGGUUUUUGAACUCAAGGGAGAAGAUAUAACAGAAUGGGUAUGAGCUUUGGGCUUUGUAGUCCAGUAGGACAGACAUGGAUGCUAGCUCUACUAGUAACUGCUUGUGUGGUUGUGGGAAAUUACUUAACCUCUUUGAGCCCCCAGUUUCCUCAACUAUAAAAUGAGGAUAAUGAUUCCUACC